AUGAUUGCUUGGCGGGUGUCCAUCCUUGUGGCACUGGUUGGUGCAGGCGAUGUCGUCGACAUGCACCACCAGGACCUGGCUCCGGCCAGCAGCAUUCUGGCGGCUGCGGCGGGGGGCUUUGGCGUGGAAGCCGAGGUUUCACAUGGGACCGGCGAUGAGACGGUCACUGUGCAGUCGGAGCAGCAGCUGCCCGUCACCGACCUGGAGGCGGAGGUGCAGCGCACCUCGCGCGUGGCCGCGUACCUGGCGCAGGACGCUGCCGUGCUCUCGAAGGAGCUCCAGAGUCUUCAGAUGUCGCUGCGCGGGCACGCGCGUCUAGAUCUGGAUCAGGAGGCCCCAGUGUCCGCGUUGGCCCUGGGCGCCAGCGCUGUGCCGGCGCCGACGCCGUCGGUGCCAUCGCCAUCGCCAGCGCCAGCGCCAGCUCCUGCGCCGGCGAAGGACGCUCAGAAGGCUGCCGCUCCAGCCAGCAGUGAGGGCUGCGAUGGCCAGGGCGAAGUGCCGUGCAGCCCGGUGAACCAGAUCAUCACCUUCGGGUACCGCUACUCCAUCGCCUGGGGGCUGCUGAAUUGGGCCCGCAGCCCCAGAUCCGGGCGUACCACCGGCAAGACCUCCCUCGGAUCCGCGGAAAGCCAAGAGCUCUCCGGCGCCUGA
Molecule: messenger RNA, 651 nt
Organism: Effrenium voratum
Lineage: Eukaryota; Dinophyceae; Suessiales; Symbiodiniaceae
Source: the annotation of a GenBank genome assembly